Molecule: messenger RNA, 804 nt
Organism: Orussus abietinus
Lineage: Eukaryota; Metazoa; Arthropoda; Insecta; Hymenoptera; Orussidae
Gene: Pldn
Product: biogenesis of lysosome-related organelles complex 1 subunit 6-like
Exons: 5
Coding region: 132-620 (162 amino acids)
Biological process (GO): intracellular transport
Cellular component (GO): extrinsic component of membrane; BLOC-1 complex; transport vesicle
Source: RefSeq, a predicted model, not a curated record
CUGAUUUGAUUUACAGAGUAAACGUCAAAUGUUCCUCCAUGGUUUGAAUGAAAAUCAGUGUUCGCCUAAUAAUCAGAGUUCGCACACAUUUUUCUUUUCAUUUCGGGAGAGUAACUGACAGAAAGUAAAAUAUGAUGACAGAAGUGGGCGAGACGGUAGCAGCCGAAGUCGGCAUACAACCCGAUUCGCUGGAAAGGGAAAUCGAUAUAGAUUUUUCAAAGGCAGCGCAGGAUCUAGCCGAAGGUUUACUGGCGGUCUAUUCUCCACCUUUAGAACAGAUUAAGAAAGAGUUGCACGAAUUAACAGAGAAGCAAGAGACACUGCUUAGUCAGAUGAGAAUCGAAAACAAGAAGCUGCAAGACACGUUAGACAAUGUGCAAUUGAACGAGCUAUUCUCAAUGAUCAAAAUCUACCAAGUGAAGCUUACAGCAAUAAAGAAAGAGAUGACUGCAAUUCAUGAAAGGACAUUCAGAUUAAAAAAACGUGCAUUACGAUUACAACACAUAAAACAAAAAGAAGCAUUAAGUCGAGAACAACAUCGGGAGCAAGAAAUUCGUAGAGAACAAGAACUCAUCGGCAAAGCGACGCUAUCCCACUCAGCACCCGGAAAACCUAUAUAAGUAUAUACAUAUAAGAAUGUCAUUGUAAUAGAACAAACAAUCAUUGUUGUAAGGAUCUUAUCACCAUUUAUACAUAUUGAUAAAGAUUGUAUACACUAUAAAAAUAAUAGGGUUUAUGUCAAUUACUGACAUUAAUUGUACUUGAUACAUGAAAUAAUAAAAAAAGAUUUAUUAGUACAAGCUA